Messenger RNA from Lepus europaeus (European hare), 3213 nucleotides. It is a transcript of the gene SLC30A5, whose product is annotated as solute carrier family 30 member 5. Lineage: Eukaryota; Metazoa; Chordata; Mammalia; Lagomorpha; Leporidae. The transcript has 16 exons. The record is from RefSeq and is a predicted model, not a curated record. The coding region runs from base 257 to 2560 and encodes 767 amino acids. Gene Ontology annotation, cellular component: Golgi apparatus; membrane. Gene Ontology annotation, molecular function: zinc ion transmembrane transporter activity. Gene Ontology annotation, biological process: zinc ion transport; intracellular zinc ion homeostasis; transmembrane transport.
CGGAUGACGUGGCCUGGUAACGUCCCCGCCGGUGCGGCCUCCCGGGAACUCGGCGCUCCCGGAACUGCCCGGGGCCUAGUCCCGUCGCGCGUGGGCUUGUGAGCGGGAGCAGGGGACCUCGGCGGCCCGGCGUGCGGGGCCCGGGCGGGGCCGCCGCCAUGGGGGACUGACGCGCCUGCGCCCGCUAUUCCGGGGCUGCAGCGAGACAUGAGGAGACCCCGCGGCCGGGGCUGCGGCGGCGGCUCGUGAGCCCGGGAUGGAGGACAAAUACGGCGGGGACGUGCUGGCCGGCCCGGGCGGCGGCGGCGGCGGCGGCCUCGGGCCGGUGGACGUGCCCAGCGCUCGAUUAACGAAAUACAUUGUGUUACUAUGUUUCACUAAAUUUUUGAAGGCUAUAGGACUUUUUGAAUCAUAUGAUCUUCUGAAAGUAGUUCACAUUGUUCAGUUCAUUUUUAUAUUAAAACUUGGGACUGCAUUUUUUAUGGUUUUGUUUCAAAAGCCAUUUUCUUCUGGGAAAACUAUUACCAAACACCAGUGGAUCACAAUAUUUAAACAUGCAGUUGCCGGGUGUAUCAUUUCACUCUUGUGGUUUUUUGGCCUUACUCUUUGUGGACCACUAAGGACUUUGCUGCUAUUUGAACACAGUGAAAUUGUUGUCAUCUCGCUACUCAGUGUUUUGUUCACUAGUUCUGGAGGAGGACCAGCAAAGACAAGAGGGGCUGCUUUUUUCAUCAUUGCUGUGAUCUGUUUAUUGCUUUUUGACAAUGAUGAUCUCAUGGCUAAAAUGGCAGAACACCCUGAAGGACAUCAUGACAGUGCUCUAACUCACAUGCUUUACACAGCCAUUGCCUUCUUAGGUGUAGCAGAUCACAAGGGUGGAGUCUUGUUGCUAGUACUGGCUUUGUGUUGUAAAGUUGGUUUUCACACAGCUUCCAGAAAACUCUCUAUAGAUGUUGGGGGAGCCAAACGUCUUCAAGCUUUAUCCCAUCUUGUUUCUGUGCUUCUCUUGUGCCCAUGGGUCAUUGUUCUUUCUAUGACAACUGAGAGUAAAGUUGAGUCUUGGUUUUCUCUCAUUAUGCCUUUCACGAUGGUUAUUUUUUUUGUCAUGAUCCUGGAUUUCUACGUGGAUUCCAUUUGUUCAGUCAAAAUGGAUGUUUCCAAAUGUGCCCGCUAUGGAUCCUUGCCCAUUUUUAUUAGUGCUCUCCUUUUUGGAAAUUUCUGGACCCACCCCAUAACUGACCAGCUUCGGGCAAUGAGCAGAGCAGCACACCAGGAGAGCACGGAACACGUUCUGUCCGGAGGAGUGGUCGUGAGCGCAGUGUUCUUCAUCUUGGCUGCCAACAUCCUAUCAUCUCCUUCUAAGAGGGGGCAGAAGGGCACCCUGAUUGGAUACUCUCCUGAAGGAGCACCUCUUUACAACUUCAUGGGGGAUGCUUUUCAGCACAGCUCACAGUCCGUGCCUCGGUUUAUUAAGGAAUCGCUGAAACAGAUUCUUGAGGAGAGUGACUCUAGGCAGAUCUUUUACUUCUUGUGCUUGAAUCUGCUUUUUACCUUUGUGGAAUUAUUCUAUGGCGUGUUGACCAAUAGUCUGGGUCUGAUCUCAGAUGGAUUUCACAUGCUCUUUGACUGCUCUGCCUUGGUCAUGGGACUUUUUGCUGCCCUGAUGAGUAGAUGGAAAGCAACUCGGAUUUUCUCCUAUGGGUAUGGCCGAAUAGAAAUUCUUUCUGGAUUUAUUAAUGGACUUUUUCUAAUAGUAAUAGCUUUUUUUGUGUUUAUGGAGUCAGUUGCCAGAUUGAUUGAUCCUCCGGAAUUAGACACAAACAUGCUAACACCAGUGUCAGUUGGAGGGCUGAUAGUAAACCUUAUUGGUAUCUGUGCCUUUAGCCAUGCCCAUAAUCACACCCAUGGAUCUUCCCAAGGAAGCUGUCACUCAUCCGAUCACAGCCAUUCACACCACAUGCAUGGACACAGUGACCAUGGACACGGUCACAGCCAUGGAUCCCCAGGCGGCGGCAUGAAUGCUAACAUGAGGGGUGUGUUUCUCCAUGUUUUGGCAGACACGCUUGGCAGUAUUGGUGUGAUUAUAUCCACAGUUCUUAUAGAGCAGUUUGGGUGGUUCAUUGCGGAUCCCCUCUGUUCUCUUUUUAUUGCUGUAUUAAUAUUUCUCAGUGUUGUCCCACUGAUUAAAGAUGCCUGUCAGGUUCUACUUUUGAGACUGCCACCAGAGUAUGAAAAAGAACUACAUAUUGCUUUAGAAAAGAUACAAAAAAUUGAAGGAUUAAUAUCAUACCGAGAUCCUCAUUUCUGGCGCCAUUCUGCCAGUAUUGUGGCAGGAACAAUUCAUAUACAAGUGACAUCUGAUGUGCUAGAACAAAGAAUAGUACAGCAGGUUACAGGAAUACUUAAAGAUGCAGGAGUAAACAAUUUAACAAUUCAAGUAGAAAAAGAAGCAUACUUUCAACAUAUGUCUGGCCUGAGUACUGGAUUUCAUGAUGUUCUGGCUAUGACAAAACAAAUGGAGUCCAUGAAAUACUGCAAGGAUGGCACUUACAUUAUGUGAAAGAACUCACAAAUUACCCCCGGAUGUGAACAAUGAAGAUUCAGUGACUUAGUAUUUGUAACAUUGCCAGGAGGACAGAAACUGCGUGUAAUUGUACAGAAAUUUUAAAGCUCCCCAUUAUUGGAUCAAGGAAUCUUUCCUAAAGGAAAUUUAAAUACUGAUUGAAGCAUUGAUCACAACAGUAAAAUAGUGAUUUGAAUUAUGUAUUUAAAAUGACUCUUACAAUUUGAGUGAACGUAAUGUAUCACAUCAUCUUCAGAAAUGGACACAAUGAUGGAUUCUUAUGAAGACCAAAAUUACUUCUGUGUUUCCUUUCUGUCAGAAAACAUCUCCAUUGUAAAUAUGUAUUUACGUGUUUAUUACAAAGAUCCAAAUGAAAAAUUUUUAGUCCAUUUUUUGCAUAGCCUAAAGAUAAAAUAGGAAUAAAAGUUCUAUAUUUAUGGAUUUUCUGUACAUAAAACUGGUUUCUAAUUAUAACUGAAGUCCAUUGGGUAAAAUCUGUAUUGCCACUUUAAAUGUAAACUAAAUUAUUUGAGAGAAACUUUAGCCACUGAUAUGACAUAAGCAGUGAGAACAGGGAAGUCUAUAACAGUACAGUUUGGGAUGUUACCAAAACCAACCACUCUGUAAAAUAAAUUUUUUACUUUUGUUAA